AUGGAGGAGCGUUUGGAUGUGGAGGAACAACGUGAAGCUUCACUUCCUAAUGAUGGAAUAAUCGACGACAAGAAUGUCGUUGUGCUCCUGACCAACGAAUUGACGCCAAUACCGAACGUCACAAGUACUUUAAUGGAUAGCAUUCAUAUCACCUUGACAGAAAGUAAGGAGUGGCAACAACUCUACGAGGCUGUAGUGAUGUUGCGUCGUGUGAUGGUAUACCACAGUGAAGUGAUUACAACGCAUCACAUUGAAAGUUUCGUACGUUUGCUUGCUGCGGAGAGCGACAGUCUUCGCUCAGCUCCAUCCAAAAACGGAUUGCUGGCAUGCGCUGAAUGUUUUGAGUUUGUACCUCGUUCGAUUCAAGAGCGUACGUUGCUUAGUAGUUCUCAUCCUGAGAUGCUUGACGUUCUUUUACGUCGGUCUGUUUGUGAAAAGAAGUUCUUACGCGAUAUGGCACUUUUUGCAAUGCAAAAACUUGCAACGCACCUCGCUGGACUCCCGCUUUUAACUGCAGUAGCUCGAUAUGGAACCAACAAGAAUGGCAAGUUGUGUGGCUCGGCUGCAAAGCUCAUUGCACUAAGUCUUGAAUGUUUAGUUCAAACUUAUCACGCGAUUUCGUAUAAAACCAAUGGGUCUUUUAAAACUACUUUUCGAGCUUUAGCAGCCUUUCGAGAGAGCAAAGAUGCAAGCGCACGAUUCGAGGCAACAAGAAGUUUGCAACUUCUGUGUGCAGUGCUAGGCGCCAAAACGUUUGAAUUAGGCUUGAAAGACGCUUUAUCUGGACCUAAUCAAGCAGGAAUUGUUGCACGCAUUCUUAAAGAUGCUUGCACUGCUGCUAGCGUAACAAGACCCCGCGCUCAGAUGAGAUCGCUACGAGACCGCGUACAACAGGAUUCAAAUGCGCGCACAGGAAUAUUGACAAAUUGUUACUGA
Molecule: messenger RNA, 936 nt
Organism: Plasmopara halstedii
Lineage: Eukaryota; Oomycota; Peronosporomycetes; Peronosporales; Peronosporaceae
Product: Armadillo-type fold
Exons: 1
Coding region: 1-936 (311 amino acids)
Biological process (GO): microtubule cytoskeleton organization
Cellular component (GO): cytoplasmic microtubule
Molecular function (GO): microtubule binding
Source: RefSeq, a predicted model, not a curated record